Messenger RNA from Arabis nemorensis, 291 nucleotides. Lineage: Eukaryota; Viridiplantae; Streptophyta; Magnoliopsida; Brassicales; Brassicaceae. The record is from the annotation of a GenBank genome assembly.
AUGGACCAAAGUGGGAGAAGAAUCACUUUGGCCAAUGAGCUCAAAUCUCAUGCUGCAGAAUACUUUCAAGAGAUAACUGGUCAAACGGCUAUGCCACAAUCUCCUUUCCUUGCUGAUUUGCUCCCUUUCAAGUGUUCUGAUCUUCACAAGUUGGACCUACAGAAACCUGUUACUGAAGAUGAGAUCAUGGCCACUGCUGCAGAUCUUGAUAAGAUUGAUAUCCACCCAAAGUGUUCUUCUCCUCGAAUCACUCACUUGUUAUUCGCUGAUGAUCUAUUGGUGGAUCCAUAA